Molecule: messenger RNA, 1930 nt
Organism: Colias croceus (clouded yellow)
Lineage: Eukaryota; Metazoa; Arthropoda; Insecta; Lepidoptera; Pieridae
Exons: 10
Coding region: 4-1749 (581 amino acids)
Molecular function (GO): pigment binding
Source: RefSeq, a predicted model, not a curated record
CUCAUGAGCAACAUAAAUGUCCUGGAUUCUAGAUACUUCCAAAGAGCAGACCAAUCUGACGCAGCUUGUUUCUUCUAUCCUAAUAUCCCACUAGGACGACCUGUUAUAUUCCCUGGACAAUGCGACCCUAAUAUAAAUGUUGUUGCUAGUUUAAAUUUGAACGAUUUCCAAGGUCCAUGGUACCUGAUCCAGACGUACUAUGCAGAACGGCAAUCAGGCUCUUGUAAUCGUGCCAGAUACACUCUGAAUGGAACUGUUUUGAACUUGGAAAACAGUCAUGUGGUGAACCAAAGCCGACUCUCAGUUUCAGGAACAGCGACAUCUCCUACUGGGAAUGGAAAAUUACUUGUGAACAUCGGAACAAAUCCAGUCGUCAACUAUUGGAUUAUUGGAACAAAUUAUAACUCGUACGCUCUGGCUUAUAGUUGUGAAAAUUUGGACAGCGAAAGACGAAGAGUUUGGAGCUGGAAACUAAGUCGUUCACCUACGAUGAGUAAUGCAGAUACUCAAGUUAUAAAUAAUCUAAUGAGCAACAUAAAUGUACUGGACGAUAGAUACUUCCAAAACACAAACCAAACUGACGCGGCUUGCUUCUACUAUCCUGAUAUCCCACUAGAAGAACCUGUUAUAUUCCCUGGACAAUGUGACCAAACUCUUCCUGUAGUAACGAACUUCAAUAUAACUGCUUUCCUUGGUACUUGGCACCUCAUGGCUACUUACUACGACCACCGGCAAUCAGGCACAUGCAACGUUGCAAGGUACUCCAUGAAUGGUAACGUCAUCCAAUUGGUGAACAGCCACGUCGUUAACGGAACGCAAUUGAGCACAUCCGGGACUGCAGUAGCCAGUGCUGAUGGAAGUGCCAAACUUAGGGUCACGAUAGGAAAUAACAAUGUCGAUUAUUGGAUCUUAGCAACAGAUUACAACGACUAUGCCCUUGCUUAUAGUUGUACUAACUUAGAAAACAAUUACCGCAGAGUUUACAGUUGGAAGCUCAGUCGGACCAAGAAUCUGACUCAAACAGCUAAUAACGCAAUGAACAACGUCAUCAAUAACAUUAAUGUGUUAGACGAGAGAUACUAUCAGAGUACAAAUCAGACAGAUGCUGGUUGCUUCCACCUGCCUGAAUUUGCUGCAGGUCAAAAGGUUGUACUGCCAGGUCAAUGCGACGAGAAUAUACCUGUAGUUGCCAAAUUUGAUGUGGAAAAAUACUCUGGAACAUGGUAUCAAAUCCAGAGGUAUCCUCAGGUAUUUGAAAAUGGCAGUUGCACGGGAGCAAGAUAUACAUUGAAUGGUGACGUUGUUACUGUAUUGAAUUGGCAACGAGUCAAUGGAGAAUUGGACACUAUUGAAGGAAAUGCUACAAUCAUCUCUGCUGAUCAAAGUGCUAAACUGAGAGUCGUUUUACCAUCUCGAGCACCUAAUGCAACUCCUGGCCAAACCACCUCAUUUGAUCUGUACGUCCUUGACACUGACUAUGAGACUUACUCACUGGCCUAUUCUUGCGUGAACACAGAUGCCUAUCACCGUGCGAUUGGUGCUUGGAAGCUCAGCCGCAGACGGACCAUGUCACCAGCCGGGAACAACGCCAUCGACUGCUACAUGGAAAAUCGCAUGGAGCUCGAGAAUAGAUACUUUAUUGACGUAGAACAAAACGACUCCUGCCCUGAGCCCAGCUCAGCUAUGCUAUUCAAGAGUAGCGUCACAGUAUUAUGCGCUUUGUUUUUAGGUCUUCUUAACUUGUCAUAGAUUAAGGGUUUGUAUGCCUGUGAAUGCCUCUGUUUAUUUAAUAAAUGUUUAAUUUUAACGACCGGUAAAGACCGGCUGUGACGUCGCAUAUAUAAGUUAUGGGUGUGUUUGAAUAGAAAUGUGAGUUAAAUUAAGAAUAAUGUAUUUAUUAAUUGUGAAAGCGAAUAUAUUAUAUGUAAAA